Molecule: messenger RNA, 5680 nt
Organism: Salmo salar (Atlantic salmon)
Lineage: Eukaryota; Metazoa; Chordata; Actinopteri; Salmoniformes; Salmonidae
Product: dynamin-2
Biological process (GO): synaptic vesicle budding from presynaptic endocytic zone membrane; receptor internalization
Cellular component (GO): cytoplasm; plasma membrane; microtubule
Molecular function (GO): microtubule binding; GTP binding; GTPase activity
Source: RefSeq, a predicted model, not a curated record
CGACAUGCCUGACCGGAUGGUGGAAGUUUUGUUUUGUGAGUUUGGUUGACUUUGAGUAUUUUGUUCGUGUUUAUAAGAACACGUUAUUGUACUCCCACUAAAUUGGGAGUUACACAAUUGUAAACAGCAUAUUUUCCUUUGACAGAGUGAAGACAGGGCGGCUUGAAAGGUGGAAUUCAACACUUCGGAGUAACCCGAGCACCUUGCUAACUAGUAACGUUAACGUUAGUUUGCUCUUCGGGAGGGGAGACGAUCCAACGAAACCAUGGGGAACCGGGGGAUGGAAGAUUUGAUCCCCCUUAUCAACAAACUUCAGGACGCUUUCAGUUCCAUCGGCCAGAGUUGCAACUUGGACCUACCGCAAAUUGCUGUGGUCGGUGGGCAGAGUGCUGGAAAAAGCUCGGUCUUGGAAAAUUUCGUUGGCAGGGAUUUUCUUCCUCGAGGAUCAGGCAUAGUCACCCGUAGACCUCUGAUCCUGCAGCUGUGCUUUAACAAAGCUGAGUAUGCAGAGUUCCUACACUGUAAAGGGAGGAAGUUUGUGGACUUUGAGGAGGUCCGGGCGGAGAUCGAGGCAGAGACAGACAGGAUCACAGGCUCCAACAAGGGCAUCUCCCCCAUCCCCAUCAACCUCCGGGUCUACUCCCCUAACGUGCUAAACCUGACUCUGAUCGACCUCCCGGGGAUGACUAAGGUGGCAGUGGGGGACCAGCCGCUGGACAUAGAGCACCAGAUCAGGGACAUGCUGCUGCAGUUCAUCACCAAGGAGAGCUGCCUCAUCCUGGCCGUCACCCCCGCCAACCAGGACCUGGCCAACUCAGACGCCCUCAAGAUCGCCAAGGAGGUGGACCCACAGGGUCUGCGCACUAUUGGCGUGAUCACAAAGCUGGACCUGAUGGACGAAGGGACGGAUGCUAAAGACAUCCUGGAGAACAAACUGCUACCUCUGCGUAGAGGCUAUAUCGGCGUGGUGAACCGCAGUCAGAAGGACAUAGACGGCAGGAAGGACAUCCGCGCUGCGCUGGCUGCUGAGAGGAAGUUCUUCCUGUCUCACCCGGGCUACAGACACAUGGCCGAGCGCAUGGGCACCCCACACCUGCAGAAACAACUAAACCAGCAACUGACCAACCACAUCAGGGACACUCUGCCUGGGCUGCGCAGUAAGCUGCAGAGCCAGGUCCUCUCCCUGGAGAAAGAGGUGGAGGAGUACAAGAACUUCCGUCCCGACGACCCCACACGCAAGACCAAGGCCCUGCUGCAGAUGGUGCAGCAGUUUGGGGUGGACUUUGAGAAGCGUAUCGAGGGCUCUGGGGACCAGGUGGACACAGCGGAGCUGUCGGGCGGUGCCAAAAUCAACCGGAUCUUCCACGAGCGCUUCCCCUUCGAGCUGGUCAAGAUUGUGUUUGAUGAGAAGGAGUUGAGGAGGGAGAUCAGUCAUGCCAUCAAGAAUGUCCAUGGUGUCAGAACGGGGUUGUUCACCCCUGACCUGGCCUUCGAGGCCAUAGUCAAAAAGCAGAUCCUCAAACUGAAAGAGCCCAGCCUGAAAUGUGUGGAUCUGGUGGUGUCUGAGCUGACCGCGCUCGUCAUGAAGUGUUCUGUCAAGCUGGGUUCCUACCCCCGGCUGAGAGAGGAGACCGAGAGGAUCGUCACCACCUACGUCAGAGAGAGAGAGGGCAAGACCAAGGACCAGGUGAUGCUGCUGAUUGACAUUGAGCUGUCCUACAUCAACACCAACCACGAGGACUUUAUAGGCUUCGCCAAUCUUGACUUCAGAAGGCACGAUGAUGGUAGCCCACCAGGGUACGGCAACAACAGUGCCCAGCAGAGAAAUACACAUCAGAACAAGAAGAGGGCCAUUCCCAACCAGGGACUGAGAGAGGGCGAGCAGGAGAAGGUGAUCCGCAAAGGCUGGCUCACCAUCAACAUCAGCAUCAUGAAGGGAGGCUCCAAGGAGUACUGGUUCAUCCUGACCGCAGAGUCACUAUCCUGGUACAAGGAUGAGGAGGAGAAAGAGAAGAAGUACAUGCUGCCCCUAGAUAACCUCAAGCUGAGGGAUGUGGAGAAAGGCUUCAUGUCCACCAAACACGUAUUUGGCGUCUUCAACACUGAAUCCAGCAGGAAUGUGUAUAAGGACCUGCGUCAGAUUGAGCUGGCCUGUGACACCCAGGAGGACGUGGACAGUUGGAAGGCCUCCUUCCUGAGGGCUGGGGUCUACCCUGAGAAGGACCAGGUGGACACUGAGGAUACGGCCCCGUCAGAAACCUUCUCCAUGGACCCCCAGCUGGAGAGGCAGGUGGAGACCAUCCGUAACCUGGUGGACUCCUACAUCGGCAUCGUCAACAAGUCCAUCAGGGAUCUCAUGCCCAAGACCAUCAUGCACCUCAUGAUCAACAGCGCUAAGGACUUCAUCCACUCAGAGCUGCUGGCCUACCUGUACUCGUCAGGUGACCAAAACAGCCUGAUGGAGGAGUCAGCUGACCAGGCGCAGCGCCGCGACGAGAUGCUCCGCAUGUACCACGCCCUCAAGGAGGCACUGCACAUCAUCGGUGACAUCACCACCACCACGGUGACGGUCCCCGUGCCGCCGCCCGUCAACGACAGCUGGAUGCAGGAGGCCAGUCCUACCCCCCAGCGCCGCCCCCCGGCCGCAGCAGCCCCUCCCCCAAGCCGUCCUCCUGCAGUGAGUGGCCCAAGGCUAGGACCACCCCUCAACCCCUCCCCGGCGUUUGGGGGGCCCCCCAUCCCCUCUCGCCCGGGCCCGCCGCCCAUUAACGCCUUUGGCAGCAACAACCAUCAGGACCCUUUCAGUGCCCCCCCACUGAUCCCCUCUCGUCCCGCUCGCAUCCCCCCUGGCGUGCCCAGCCGAAGACCCCCUGGCGCUCCUCACCGGCCCACCAUAAUCCGCCCUGCCGAGCCCUCCCUGCUAGACUAGACUACCCAGUAGAACCAGCCAGGCUCACCUGUGUGUGUGUGUGUGUGUGUGUGUGUGUGUGUGUGUGUGUGUGUGUGUGUGUGUGUGUGUGUGUGUGUGUGUGUGUGUGUGUGUGUGUGUGUGUGUGUGUGUGUGUGUGUGUGUGUGUGUGUGUGUGUGUGUGUGUGUGUGUGUACUGAGGCCAGACGGGAGGGCUAGAGAGCAGGGGAGGAGGGGGCCCCUAUACAGUAUCUAUGCACAUUGAUAUAUGCUAUUUCAACCAGACUAAUCUAAUGUAGUCGACUCAAACUGUUCUCUGAUAUAAGCUGCUAACCCUCCCUUAGUCUCCUACACAUGUGGGCUCUCUCUGGUCUCCACAUUCUAAAGAAGCAAAGGAACCAUAACCACUUGAAUCUUCAGAAUCAGAAGAGAUAAUUACACUGUUUUGGAUAUUGUACCAUAUGUAUCAAAAGAUUCAUAAAGACUUAAUCGCUCACCUUUGACCAGCAGGGUGCAGUCACGGCAUCAGAUGUGGAUGGUUACAUGGAAGUGACAUGCCCCUAAGUGACCUAUUUUCUGUGGUAACAGAAUUGUUAAUUUCCUCUCUGAAAAUGUGGACUGCAGCAUAGACUACAACCUUUCUAAACGUAAAAGGCUAGCUUCCCUCCCUCCCUCCAUCUUUAGACGUGCCCUCACCUCGUGCUCUCCUACACCCUACACCUCUGUGUAAUAUACACAGACAUCCUGUUCAUUUUUUUUGUGGUUUUUCUAACUUGAUUUCAUACUGGAAAAUAGUUAUUGUUAUUACGACUACGGUGGUGUUGAUGAAUACUUUCUUCUUGUUAUUUUAUUUGAGUGACUUGUCUGUUUUAAUGCCCCCUGUAUGUAGCUUUAAAACCAGUCUCAUCACAGCAAAAGGAGGCAGAAAAAGACAAUUUAGCAGUGCAGGGCUACACAUCAAGCUGAGAGCAGCCUUAUAAAAUGUGCCCGUUAUUAUUGGAAUGUCCUGCCACCGUUGAGGAAAUGUCAUCUAUAUUGACCACUUGAAGCACUUCUGUGUACAUCCAUACAUCCAGUGGUAGUGUUGAGGUUGUCAUUACUUUAAGACUAUGCACAAUAAACAGAGAGAGAGUUGUCAGCACUUUGAGAUGAUUUCUCCACGCAUCCUUAAGUAUAGAGUUAUCCCAGCACCUUAAGUCAACCUCACUGAGGCCUUAACCAACCUCGGGUGUCCCAUUCAGGACAAGGACAGGUAAAGGGGAGAGUACAGUAGGGUCUCCUGGAGGAGGGUGAGAGGGCGGGGAGGCAGGAAAGGGAAGGGGGCUAUGUGGUUAGAGCUGGAGAGACACCGGUUUAGGACCGAAACUUCUUCCUGUCACAAUUCAAUGGUCAUUUGUCUUUAUGGACGAGAGACCCUCCCGGUGUCUUGGAAACACCGUUGUACAUAGCUGAUGGACAGUCUCAGUACAGACACACAGAGAUGAUGUCUCCCGUUUAAAAAAGAAUGGAUGGAGAAUGAUGUUUAAUGGUGUUCAUUGAAAACCAAACAUUUUAAUGUGUAGUAAUCGUUAUACUAAUUGAAGCACUAACACACAGCCGUUAUAUUGACUUAGUUUGGGAUGUAGGGAAACGUUGAGAUUUGUAAUCUCCAGAUCGCAUUAAUUCAUUAUUUAUAACCGUGGGCAUUUGUCAUGUAUCGUUUUGAUAGAAAUUAUGUCAGCUGUAUACUGCACCUUCAGCCUACUACCCCCCUCUGGAAAGGGAGACUGAACAUCUUUCUGGUAGUGAGUUCGACUACAGGGUUCUAGUUGGAAUAACUGCUGCCACUGGGAGGGUUUAAAUAGGAGUGAAGAGUGUCUCUUCACAGCUGGGAUUCUGUACUGAUGAAUAUCAUUUGAUUCCUCUGAUGGUAAUUUGAUCAUUGAUUUUACUGGGUGAAUUUUGGGGGUGGGAUGGGGAGGAGUUUGGAGGGUGAGUGACAAAUGGACUACAUUGAUGUUUUGAUUGGGUGAUAAAUAUUGAGGGUGAGCAGGGGGUGGGAGUUGAACUUUUGUUGCUCUUUCUGGUGUACAUACACAUCCUGCCUGGAGAACCUGUCCAAACUCUAUAGAGCUCAGUCCAAUACCUUGUACCCCUUCCAGAAAUCCAUUAUGAGUAAAUGUGCUACAGGUAGAGGGUGAAUUUGGUAGGAACUGUCUAAAACCAUAUUCUCUGGGCAGAAUGUGCUUUUCUUCCCAUACAUUUCCCUUCAGGUCUGUCUACAGUGACCGUGCUGCUAGUGGGUGUCUGACUCUGAUCUCAGCUAACUCCAACUAAAGCCUCUGGGAAAUGGAGUCUAUCCAUGCUCCAAAAGGUUUCAAUCUCUUGACCAAGUAUAGAACCCCUACUAGGAAGAGAUUUGGCCUUACAUUUAUGCUGUCACUCUCUGAUGUUGAAGAGUCUUAAGGGAAUCGAAAACGUCCCGUUCUUAUGAAAGUGUCCCUGUCACCUGAUGGUACCGGUCACUGUAGCCUGUCCCCCUACACCCUGUCUCCUGAUCUGUAAAGUGUAAUAUGUUGGUGACUGCCUUUUCUCCAUAAUGGAUGCCCCCCCCCCAACUCUCCAUGCUCUGUAUCUUUCAUAUUGUGGGUGGGGGGGAACUGACCUGCAUCAAUCUUUCUUUAGUUUUUGCAAAGCCUUGUCAAGUGCCUCUAGUAAUUUCCUGGGUUUGAAUAAACAAAUGAACCCAUUUGGAACAUGAGCGCUAAAUAAAGAGGUGUUGUGUAUAAUAAA